AGAUGGAACAGUGAAAUUGUUGUCUGACAUGAAUAACGCAAACCAGAGCCAAAGCAGAGGUACUAAUACAGGUCCUAAUAGGGAAAUAAAAAAACAGGGACCACCCUAUAAUAUAGUUCAACACUGGGUAAGGUUUAUCUGUACACACUGUUGACGACAAGUCUAAAGGAUGGCAGAAGAGCUGCAUUAUUCUUCCGUGGUUUUCAAGAAUCCCAUCGUUUCUUCGCCAAAAGAGAAAAAAGAGGAAGAAACAGCAUAUGCUGAAGUAAAGGCUAAGGGAAGUGCAGUCACUCAACAAAAUCCUGCCACAGCAGUGGACGAGAAGUCUGCUCUCCACUCUCAACCCUUUCGAGGAGCGGCAGUGUGUUUGGGGCUUCUUUGUGUCCUCUUAGUUUCAGCCAUUAUAGGCCUCUGUGUCUACUUCAGCACUGCUCUCUCAGAGCACAACACAAAGUUGGUGGGGGAACUGGCGGCCAAUCAGGACCUAAUGAAUCUCAAUAGCAAUCUGAGUACAGCCAAUCACAUUUUGCAGAGUGAUUACACCAAUGUCAGCACUACAAACCGACGUUUAGCGGCAGAGAAAGAACAUGUGUCAAGAGAGAGGGAUAGACUGAACUGGAAUCUUCAGUUCAUAUUUCAGUUUGAUGACUUUCCGGUCAAGAAAUAUUGUUCACAAAACGUUGGCUCAGGAGAGAGAGUGUGUAACUCUUGCCAAGAUGGCUGGAUUCUGUUCCAAUCUAGUUGUUACCUGAUUGUGCAAAAUGGCCCUCCAUGGAAGACCUGGACAGAAAGCCAACAAUAUUGCAAACAAGAGAAUGCUGAUUUGCCCGUCAUUGGCAGCCGAGCAGAACAGGAAUUCAUUCAUAACCAGACUAAAGAAUACUAUGAUAAGUACCAUGGGUAUUGGAUUGGUUUGACGGACAAAGCUGAAGACGGCAAAUGGCUCUGGGUUAAUGGAGGUCAUCAGAAUCUGACUGAUGGGUUUUGGAACAGUCAAACUGAGGGUGAUUGCGUGUUAACUAUCCCAAGCAAUGCACCGUUGGCUAAUUGGAAUGCUGUACGGUGUGAUAUGCAGAACCGUUGGAUCUGUGAGAGUAGAGCAUUAAUAUGGUCAGAUUAAAUUGCAGGGACACUCUCUUAAGAGGUAUUCUCACAUACUGAGCUCAUAUAUUAUAUAUUAUAUUAUAUUAUCUUAUAUUAUUAUAUUAUCUUCCUUUGAGAAUUCCAUUAAGUUGUAUUCUUCUCAUUGAAGGACCCCUGCAUCUGCUUGUUGGGGUCAAAUCAGAUUCACUCAAUUCAGGAAGUGAUUUUAAUAUAGAAUUCACAAAGGAAAACCUUAAUUGGCUGACGCAAACACAGGUCUGUUUUGUACGUUUUUGAAAUGUUUAACAAUCAACGAUCUGUUUUAAUGUAGCUUUGGUAAAUUUAAAAAAUAAUGUUUAGUUUUGAGCUUUCAUAUAAAUCAGGCACAUUUUCUUUCAUAUCAAUUAUUUCAUUAUGACAAUGAAUUAGUGCUCUUAUAUUGUCUUAUUGUAUUAUGUUUCAUACAGCUGUUUCUAUGUUCACAAUCAAAGAUCAACUGUAUGUAUAGUAGUGUUUUAGUAUAACAUUUGUUUUGGCCUUUCAUAGAUCGGAAAUCAUAUAAUAUUCAGUUUACAAAGUAAAGCUGGACUUGCCAUCCAAGAUUUUCUUCCUUCAAUUUUGAAACAUCUUAGCAUAUGAAGUACAAGUUUAUGAUGAUGCCUUCACCACCAUACUCCGCCGUAGGGAUGGUGCCAGGUUUCCUCCAGACGUGACUCUUGGCAUUCAGGUCAAACAGUUCAAUCUUGGUUUCAUCAGACCAGAGAAUCUUGUUUCUCAUGGUCUGUGAGUCCUUUUGGCAAACUCCAAGCUGGCUGUCAUGUGCCUUUUAUUGAGGAGUGGCUUCUGUCUGGCCACUCUACCAUAAAGGCCUGAUUGGUGGAGUGCUGCAGAGAUGUUUGUCCUGGAAGUUCUUCCAUCUCAACAGAGGAAAUGUUAAGCUUCGUCAGAUUGACCAUCGCAUUAUUGGUCACCUCCCUGACCAAGGCCCUUCUCCCCCGAUUGCUCUGUUUGGCCGGGCAGCCAGCUUUAGGAAGUGUCUUGGUGGUUCCAAACUUCUUCCAUUUCAGAUUGAUGGAGGCCACUGUAUUCUUGGGGACCUUCAAUGCUGCAGACAUUUUUGGUACCCAUCCCCAGAUCUGUGCCUUGACACAGUCCUGUCUCGGAGCUGUACGGACAAUUCCUUCGACCUCAUGUCUUGGUUUUGCUCUGACAAGCACUGUCAACUGUGGGACCUUAUAUAGACAGGUGUGUGCCUUUCCAAAUCAUGUCCAAUCAAUUGAAUUUAUGACAAGUGGACUGCAAUCAAGUUGUAGAAGCAUCUCAAGGAUGAUCAAUGGAAACAGGAUGCACCUGAGCUCAAUUUUGGGCCUCAUAGCAAAGUGUCUGAAUACUUAUGUAAAUAUGAUAUUUCAAAUCAAAUGUAUUUAUAAAGUCCUUCUUACAUCAGCUGAUAUCUCAAAGUGCUGUACAGAAACCCAGCCUAAAACCCCAAACAGCAAGCAAUGCAGGUGUAGAAGCACGGUGGCUAGGAAAAACUCCCUAGAAAGGCCAGAACCUAGGAAGAAACCUAGAGAGGAACCAGGCUAUGAGAGGUGGCCAGUCCUCUUCUGGCUGUGCCGGGUGGAGAUUAUAACAGAACAUGGCCAAGAUGUUCAAAUGUUCAUGGAUGACCAGCAGGGUCAAAUAAUAAUAAUCACAGUGGUUGUCGAGGGUGCAACAGGUCAGCACCUCAGGAGUAAAUGUCAGUUGGCUUUUCAUAGCCGAUCAGAGAGUUGAAAACAGCAUGUCUGGGACAGGUAGCACGUCCGGUGAACAGGUCAGGGUUCCAUAGCCUCAGGCAGAAAAGUUGAAACUGGAGCAGCAGCACGGCCAGGUGGACUGGGGACAGCAAGGAGUCAACAGGCCAGGCAUGGUCCUAGGGCUCAGGUCCUCCGAGAGAGAGAAAGAAAUAAAGAAUUAGAGAGAGCAUACUUAAAUUCACACAGGACACCGGAUAAGACAGGAGAAAUACUCCAGAUAUAACAGACUGACCCUAGCCCCCGACACAUAAACUACUGCAGCAUAAAUACUGGAGGCUGAGAAAAGAGGGGUCGGGAGACACUGUGGCCCUUUCCGAUGAUACCCCCGGACAGGCCCAAACAGGGCCAAACAACAGGCCCAAACAGGCCCAAACAGGCCCUUUAGGUUAUUUAUGUUUCUUAUUUGUAAUACAUUUGCUUGGGGGGAUUUGUGUGUAGAUUGAUGAAAAAAAUACGUAUAAAUCCAAAAUGUGGAAGAAGUCAAGGGGUCUGAAUGCUUUCCGAAUGCACUGUAUAAGUUAUAUUCUUCAAGAAUCAAUGGGUACAUAUCAUUAAUUUAUAAGUCCAACAAAUGAUGCCCCUUUAAGCAUCAUGCAAAUGUGUGACAUCACAGAGUGUAGUAGGGAAAGCUCAUUGAGCAAAAAAUACAUGGACAUUACUGUGCUCAUAUCUAGCAACCUCAUAUCUGAUAUUGAUAUCACAUUGUUUAAAACAUCCAUGUUGAGAAUAUCAACAAUACAGAACACCGUACAAGAAUCGGCAUAUAAACACCAGUUUAAAAAAGGAUUUCUAAUAUCAAUUCCACUAUAAACCUCUAUUGUUGAAUUGCUGAGUAUAAUGUUGACAGGAAACAAAACACCCUUUUUUUCAUGGUUUUGCAAAAAUUUCAGUUGAGUCCAGAUUAAAUGUACCGUAUUUUAUUUUAAUUUUAUUUUUUUACCGCAUUUGUCUAUGAGAUGAACUGAACAUUGGAGCUCUGCCACAAGCUUAUCAAUGGCUGAUCUCUUUGCCUCUCUGACAAUCUUGGGCAAGUCCUCAUCAAUCUUGUUCCAAAUUCUUUAAUUUUUUUUUGAGGUAUGGACUCAAUGUGUAACCUAUCCUCUACUGUCUGCUUGUCCUCUUUGCAUUUUUUUUGUACCUUUUAUUUGAGGUUCCUCCUCCACUGUUCUCCCUUCCUUUCUCUCCUCUAUUGCUGCAUCCUGUUUCUUUUUCUUUUUUGGAGGAGAGUCCUCCACUGUUUCUGAUUGGUUGGAUUCUUGACAUUAGUGUGUUCCAUCUCCACUAGAUCCUCCUCUUUGUUCUUGAAUGACUUCUUCUUUUUGAUAUUGGUGUCUGAGUCAGUCACUUGGAGAAACUCACGAUUUGACUGACAUUAAUGUUUUGUAGAAGAUGGUCUCUGCAAAUACAUUUGCAAUUAUUUUAUUAAAUGUGUACACAAUGGUUUUAGUUUAUCUGAUACACACAUAUCAUGAUACUAUUUUGUGUACAAAGUAAACAGAUCAAAUUCAUCUUAUUGGAUAAUUGAUGGACUGAAUAAAGGAUUGGGAAUAACAA
Oncorhynchus nerka (sockeye salmon) is the source of this 4436-nucleotide messenger RNA. Its product is annotated as asialoglycoprotein receptor 2-like. The record is from RefSeq and is a predicted model, not a curated record. The transcript has 7 exons. NCBI's taxonomy places the organism in Eukaryota, Metazoa, Chordata, Actinopteri, Salmoniformes, Salmonidae. The coding region runs from base 170 to 1120 and encodes 316 amino acids.